AUGCCAUUAUUAAAAAGUGCUCAACGUCGUUUGAAUACUCAACGUGAAAUAAUCAAUCAUUUUUCUCAACUUAUACCUUCUUUUAAUGAUUUAUUUGAUGAACAUUCAUGUCGAUUUAUUACAUUAGCUGAUGUUGAUUAUGAUUAUAAAAAUCGAAAUCGAAGAACAGGUCGUUUUUCUGGAGUAAAACGAACUCGACUUUUAUAA
Rotaria sordida is the source of this 207-nucleotide messenger RNA. The record is from the annotation of a GenBank genome assembly. Lineage: Eukaryota; Metazoa; Rotifera; Eurotatoria; Philodinida; Philodinidae.